This is a messenger RNA of Pezoporus flaviventris, 4643 nucleotides long. RefSeq names its product BEN domain containing 2 (gene BEND2). The record is from RefSeq and is a predicted model, not a curated record. NCBI's taxonomy places the organism in Eukaryota, Metazoa, Chordata, Aves, Psittaciformes, Psittacidae. The transcript is spliced from 12 exons. Gene Ontology annotation, molecular function: DNA binding. The coding region runs from base 1817 to 3961 and encodes 714 amino acids.
CUGAGCUUUCUUUUCAGUAUCAACUACCUGUAGAAACUGUCCUGAUUUCUGAUCAUAUUAGCCUUCCUCUAGUCCAGAUGGAGCUGCUUUGUCUUUGCUACAUGCUGGUUCCACAGAAUUUUCCCUCUUUGUACCUGUUGCUCUGUCUGCUGUAGAUUUGAGUGGUGUAGUUGCUGGUCAGCUAGGCUUGAUUUGCCUGCCUUAUUUCCUGUGGGCCAAUGGGAGGCAUGAGAUUUGUGGUGAAGAUCCUGAAUAUACAGGAAAAUUCUGUGCAUUGUAGGGUUGCACAGGUAAUGUACGAUUUCACGGAAUACUUGAGGGUGGAAGGGACCACUUGAGGUCAUCGAGUCUGACCUUCCUGCUCAAGUAGAGUCACCUAGAGCACAUUUUUCAGGACUGUGGCUCUUGAAUUCUUUCCAGGGAAGGAGACUCCACAACCUCUCUGGGCAGUGUAUUCUAAAGCUCAGUCACUGUCACAGUAAAGAAGUUCUUCUUCAUGUUCAGGUGUAACUUCCUGUGUUUUACUUUAUCCCCAUUGCCUCAUGGCCCAUUGGCUGGCAUGACUGAGAAAGAGUCUGGCUCCAUCCUUCUGACAGCCUCCCUUCAGAUACUUAUACACAUUCAUCCGAUUCCCGCCUUAAGUCUUCUAUAGGCUUCGGUGGCCCAGGUCCCUCAACCUUUCCUCAUAUGAGGGAUGCUCUAGACCCUUAAUUAGUCUGGUAGCCCUUUGCUGGACUUGCUCCAGGAGCUCCAUGUCUCUCUUGUACUGGGGAGCCCAGGACUGGACACAGCAUUCCAGGUGGGGUCUCACCAGGACUAAGUAGAGAGGGAGGAUUACCUACCUCAGCCUGCUGGCAAUGCUCUUCCUAAUGUAGUCCAGGAUACCAUUGCCCUUCUUGGCCACAAGGGCACAUUGCUGCUGACCCAUGAACAGCCUGUCCACCAGGACCCCAGGUCCUUGUCUACAGAGCUACUUUCCAGCAGGUCAGCACCCAUCCUGUCCUGGUGACUGGGGUUGUUCCUCCCCAGGUGCAGGACCCUCCACCUGUCUCUGUUGAAUUUCAAAAGGUUCCCCUCUGCCCAUCCCUCCAGCCUGUCUAGCUCCUCCUGAAUAACAGCACAGCACUCCUCCCAGUUUUGUAUUGUCAGCAAACUCGUGUCACUUUCUCUAGUUAGGGAUAGAAAGAUGAUUGCAGGGCAGCAGCGGGCCAGCUGUAAGUAAGGCAUUUGCCAGGCUAUACAGUACCCUAUUUGGGAAAUUGGCAGAGAGGAUUCUGUUCUUGCCUGCUUCAUUACAGUUGCACUUUUCCUGACUGUUAACUCCCUCCCAGAGUAGGUAGAAUACUAAAUAAAUGUCAACAAAAAAAAGUUUGUGCCUAUGAGGCAGUUAAGUAAUUCAACACGUACAAAUAGUUCAUGUUAGCUUGCAUUGAACUUCAGUCAGUGAACAUCACUGAAGUGCUAAAAGCUGCACCUAAAUUAAGUUCAUGAGUAGUCCUCUUGUUUACUUCUAUACAGCUAAUUAAAAUGGGCCAAGAACCAUUCUCUGGGCCUAAACAGUGUAUGCCAGCUCGCAGUCCUAACAGCUAAACUCCUUUUUGCAGGGCAGCUAUGCCCCAACUAGCUUUUUGGCUUCAUUUACUAGUGUAAAUGUAUCUACUGACUGCAUGACAAUUGAUUGAUGUUUCUGAACAGACCCUCAGUUUGGUGAAGUCUUUCAUAAUCUGAUGACAGCCAAAUCCAAAUCCUGGUGAAUUGUUUCUUCUGGAUUAGAUGGGGGGGGGGGGGGCGGCCCAAAGGAAGACUUUUAUGACCUAUGGAUUUCAGCUUCUUUCCCACCUCUUGGUCUUUUAAGAAAUGGGCACAGAAGAACAGAUCAGGAUUUGACAUGAAUUGUUUGUAUUAUGUACCUGUGAAUGCUGAAGAUGAUGUGGAAGCAGUGAUUAUUGACAAUGGAGAAAAUGGACUGUCCACACAAAGCUGUGUGUCAAUGGAACAAAACUCUGAAGUAAACAGUGGUGUUCACCAUGUGGCUCAACUUGCCUAUGGAAGCCAAGGCUUAUCAGUGCUAGCUGAACGAUUAACAUCACAUAUGAGCCAUUCUGCAAGUAUGCAGAGAGGAAAUGGUCACAGCCCUGAGAAAAUGAAUUUUGUGUUUUCACGUAAUAAAAGAAAACGACUUGCCCCUACUCUAGUGGGACAGAAUGUGUUGAGAACAAGGGAAGGAGAAUAUGAAGGUAGUGACAGUGUCAUUUAUGAGUAUGAACCAGACUAUAAAUGUGGGAGCAUUGUAUCUGAAGCUUCCUACACUGAAGCUUCCUACACUGGAGAUCAGCAGAAAAUUCUAAUGGAGGUCCUCAGUUAUUGCCAGGCUAUGUAUGAUGCAAUUCAGAACUUGGAUAAAAAAUUUGACCUGCUUCAUCGUGAGGUCUCAGAAAUGCAGCAUUCUCGUGUAAAGCCACUGUUGCUCAAACCUAAACCAGUUGGAUUUACAUACAGAAGUUCCAGUCAUCUGCCCCAGGGAAAAAUAGGAGUACAAAAAUCCAUGGAAAGGGAACCAAGUCUUCAUCUUUCUUCACCACGACAGGGAAGACAGAGCCCAGUCAUAAGGGUUGCUUUACAAAACAGCCAUGUUCAUGUCAAUUCCACAAUAAAACAUGUUCAACAGAGUCUUCAGCUUGAAUCACAGCAGCCUGUUCACAGGCAGAGCCCACCACUUCCCACUAUAGUUUCUGCGCAUUCAUUGCAUUCAUCAUGCACAACAAACAAAAGGAUGCCUGACCUUUCUGCACAAUCAAAUUUUGUAGCAAGUGUUGUGGAAAGUACUGUCCAUGUUGCAUCUUCACCAGUGGCAUCAUCAUUCAUGCCAGCACCAUCUGAGGCCAGUCCGGGAAAUAAUGUGAUGGUGGUGAACUACAGAAAUGCACCUGGGAGUGUGAACAUUAGUAAUGAACUACCAUCGUCUUCAGUCUCCAUCAAUCCUAGUUUUGAAUUUGUUGGUGACCCAGUGAGAAAUGUCAGAGUUCCUGGCACCUAUCUGAUGAAAGCUCGGCAAAAGACUAAACCAAAAUAUGCAGCACGCUACUUAGUUCGUGUCUUGUUCCCCAAGGAAACGUUGUUGUGCAGCAUUAUGGGAGUGAGUGCACGAGGGCGCAGAACACUGGAUCCAAACAAAAUUGCUGCAGUGAGAGAAUUUCUUGCAACUAAUUUUCCAAACUAUGAUUUGAGUGAACAUGGAAAAGACUGGAAAACCUGUAUCACAAAUGUCAAUGCUAUGAUCCGCUGCUUACGCUCUGAAACGAAAAUAAACCCAGAGACUGCUGAAGGGAAGGAAAAAGUGACUGAUACUCCAGAUAAAUCUCAUUGUGUAGAUUUAAAUUGUAAUGAGGAUAGUGAAGGCAAUUCUCAAAACUCUCAGAAAAUGGCCACAACUGACAUGUUGCAGGAUUUGGGAUUGGAAAGGUUUCCAGAAGUUUUCCACGCACCUUCGAUCAAGAAACCGCAGUCUUUGGAACCUAUGGAACUUCUUGGGAGUCCAUGGCGCAAUGUUCAGUUGCCUUUCUCAGUCAUUUAUGUAGCUAAGGGGAAGUCUCGGCCAGAGUUGUCAGCUCGCUACCUAAUUCGUCAUAUGUUCACUGAAGAUGUGCUGGUAAAAAGCAAUGUAUAUGGUAAUCUUGAACGUGGCAUGAGCCCGCUGGACUGCAACAGAAUUAAUGCUCUCAGAGACUUUCUUCAAGAGAAUUAUCCAUCCUUUGAUCUAAAGGAAACUGGAUAUGAUUGGAAGGCAUGUGUUGCUGCCAUAAACAGCACAAUCCGCAGUCUCAGACAUGAUCAUAAAAAAGCCACAGUUGGAAUCCGCCAGAAGGUCUUGACCAUGCCACCACUGAGGGCAAAGAGUCCUCCACAGAGUCCUACUUCAGUGAAGCCAUUUGAAAGUGACAAUAUCAAUCUCAUGGACUGAAGCUCUUUACUAUGCGUCUCAAAUCCUAGUUUAGUGGUUUUAUAAACCCCACAUAGAAGCCUGUUGCAUCAAGUUGUCCUAUUAUACUGAGUUGUCAGCCACAUGGAAUAGUAUUAUUUCAUGAGACCAAAGUUAGCAGAAGACUUGGGAACUGUAACUUCUUUUAAAGUAGCAUGUGUGCUCCUCACAAAUUACUUCUACUGUUCCCUGCAGCAUUUGCAAUGUGCUCUCUCCUAAAAGCAUUUCUUCUCCUCAUGAUUCAUUGACUCUGAAACAUUAAUCUAAUUAGAAGAGAUGCACUGUGCAUCAAGUCAGCAGAAGCAGAUAGAAAUGUGGAAUGAUUGGUCCUCCUCAGAGGUAUACUUAGUAAAAUUAUCUCAUGUGUGAGGAAUGAAAUUUGCUUUGACAGUUGGAUAUUUUAAGACAAAGUAUCUAAUGCAGAAAGGAAAAAAAAUAAAUCCUGCAUCCAGCUGACUUGUUAUGUUGCUCACCUUUUUUGCCUCCUAGAGCAGUCUUUGUUGUAGAAUAAGGAAAGAGGCAGGCAGAAAUGUAAUUAGAGUUGGUAAUAUUUUCUUUGCUCUGAUUUAGCUCUACAAAAGCACAGAGGAAGUAUCCAGAACAAACAGUUUGAUAGUUGGUUCUGUUUUUUCUUGAUGAAAAUUAAAGAAAAUACUUCUUCAGG